AUGCUAAUCGGAGUUUGCGGCGGCAUCUGCGCCGGCAAGCACUCAGUCCUCCAAUAUCUCGUCCAAAAACACUCCUUCCAAGUCCUCACACUCACACGCCCAACACCCACUCCAGACGUCGAGAAAUCCGCCUUUGAAGCCCACGUACCCACAACAAUUCCCAACUCAGAGAGCUUCCAAACCGUGAAAUUCUCGGACAUCAACUCCCUCCUCGACUACGCAACAGCAAACUGGCGAGACAACUUCGUUACAACAUCAAUUUACGACGAGAGUAUCGUGGAAGCUCUAUCUCGACGACCGUUCUUCACCCUCCUCCACAUCGACGCACCCAUCUCUGUACGAUGGCAGCGCUUCCGGGAUCGAUGUGCUGAAGCUUCCCUAACACCCCCAACGCUCGAGCAAUUCGUCCUCCGCAACGAUGAACACAUGUACUCCACCUCCAGCAAUCUCGCGACCAUGGCGUCGCAGGCGCAGAUCAAGCUGCUCAAUUCCACGGCGUCCCUCAGUAAACUCUGGACUUCGCUAGAUGCGCUGAAUCUCACAGACCAAAGCCGCAUACGGCCGACCUGGGAUCAUUACUUCAUGAAACUCGCCUCCCUUGCCGCCAGGAGGAGUAAUUGCAUGCGUCGCCAGGUAGGCUGCGUCUUAGUCCGCGAGAAACGUGUCAUGGCAACAGGCUACAACGGCACACCUCGAAACGUCACGAACUGCAACGAAGGAGGCUGUCCACGUUGCAACGGUGGGGGAGGCGGUGGCGCGGAUCUCAGCACUUGUCUCUGCAUCCACGCGGAAGAGAAUGCAUUGCUGGAAGCUGGUCGAGAACGCGUCGGCGAUGGUGCGGUGCUGUACUGCAAUACUUGCCCUUGCUUGACGUGCACGAUCAAGAUCGUGCAGGUUGGGAUCACGGAGGUGGUUUACAGCCAGAGCUAUUAUAUGGAUGCUGAAGCGGCCAAGAUUUUCAAGGCGGCGGGGAUCAAAUUAAGACAGUUCUCGCCACCGAGGGAGGGACUCGUCAAUCUGAUGGUGGAAGACGAACUUUUGACGAAUGGCCAUGCGUGA
Zasmidium cellare ATCC 36951 is the source of this 1059-nucleotide messenger RNA. RefSeq lists its product as uncharacterized. Gene Ontology annotation, molecular function: hydrolase activity; zinc ion binding. The coding region runs from base 1 to 1059 and encodes 352 amino acids. Lineage: Eukaryota; Fungi; Ascomycota; Dothideomycetes; Mycosphaerellales; Mycosphaerellaceae. The record is from RefSeq and is a predicted model, not a curated record. The transcript is spliced from 2 exons.